AGAGUGCAUGCACACACUUUUCUGUGAGCACCUUUCUUCAUUAGAACUGGAAUAUUUCAAACUGGGAUAUAUUUAAUAUUUUUGAAGAUUUGAUUUGGAUUUUAUUAGUCUGCAAGUAUGACAAUCCGAACAGCCCGUCCUGACCGGGUGCAACAUUUCCCUCCCCGUAUGCACUGCCUCAAAAAGCUGGAGGCCAUAGUGGUGGAGAUGCAGGACCUGAAAAAUGGAGUGAAAGGGUCGGAGCAGAAACUCAAUGUCACUACCAUCCCACAUGUCAUCGCUGGUAAGGACAUCAUCGCAUGGAUUGCCAACAAGAUGAAGACUCCAACUGAAGAGGCUCAUGUCUUUUGCACCAUGUUAGUGGCCUAUGGCUACAUCUAUCCCUUGCAGAACCACAAGAAGCUGGUCAUGUGCAAUGAUACCAGCCUCUACCGCUUCCAGACACCAUACUUCUGGCCUACACAGAAAUGGGUUGCAGAAGACUCUGACUAUGCCAUUUACCUGGCAAAGAGGAACAUCCGCAAGAAAGGCAUGCUCGAGCCCUAUGAACAGGCACAUUACAACCACCUCCAUAAAUGGCUGAACCACAAAUGGGACUUCAUUGUGAUGCAGGCCACUGAACAAUACAAGGCUGGUAAGGAGAGGAAGAAGCCGGAUCGUGUGGUGUUCGACUGCCAGGAGAGGGCUUACUGGAUAUUGAACAGGCCUCCGCGUCGUACUCACAGUGCUAUUGACUGCAGUCCAGAACAUCUUUUUGAUCCCAACACAGAUGAGAAAAUCAGCUUUGACCAGUACAGACGCAUGAACAUCUUCUAUCAACAAGCCAUCAUGAGGUCAAAGGUCAAAUCUAGUGUUUCCCUCGGAGCACUUGUCAAGUACAUCACAACGUACAAGACCCAUGACCCAUUUCUGGCUCCAUGUCUACCCAGCAACCCCUGGCAAACAGACAAUGACUCGUACUGGAAUCUCAACACGAGGAGAGUUGAAAUACCCACUAAGAUGAGAGUGGAGCGCUGGUCAUUCAGCUUGUUCGAGCUGCUGACGGAUCUGCGAGGCCGAGACGACUUCAAGGUCUUCCUCAAGAAGGAGUUCAGUGGGGAGAACUUGGCUUUUUGGGAAGCAGCUGAAGUAUUGAAGUGGGGCACUGCAUCCUCCAUGCCAUCAAAAGCUGAGACCAUCUUUAAAACCUUCCUGGCCCCUGGUGCUCCCCGUUGGAUCAACAUUGAUGGCAGGACAAUGGGUCUGACAGUGAAAGGCCUGGACCAUCCUCACCGCUACGUGCUGGAAGCAGCGCAGACACACGUCUUCCUACUCAUGAAAAAGGAUACUUUCUUCCGUUACCUCAAGUCACCCGUGUACAAAGACAUGCAGAAGAAAGCACUGAACCCUGAGGCUCAUAACUUCAGUCCGGCCCAGCUGGAGCAAAACGCUCAGAACCGGAGCCUCGGCAUCCAUCCCAUCAUCCUCUGGAAGCAGGAGGAGGAGGAGAAUGCUAAGGCGGCUGCUGCCUCCGCUCCUAUCGAUGUCAAGGCCAUGAUGAGCAAAAUAGACAGGAAGUAGAGCCAUGCACCGAAGAUUUACAUGACAUGUGACAUACAGUAACCCAUAGGUACCAGCCAUGUGAUGCUUUGUUUUAGAAAGUCAUGAAAUGUGAGGAAUUGAGUUUACACGGAUACAGUUUGAAGAAAUUCAUACAUUUGAAUGAAAAGCAAUUGCAGAGUUAGGUUGUCAAUAUGCAGGGAAUGUUCAGUACAGCUCACCACAAAACCUGGCCUGUUCUCUCAGCAUGUGAUAGAAUAUGACUGUGUGUUAAGUCACACUAAUGACACAAUUUGUAUCUAAUCAAAUAUACUAAAUAUUUAAAUAUACAGUACAUAAAAAUGAAACCUUUAUUAUUAUCAAUACAAUAGAUGCUGAAGCCAAAUCUAUUGUUAAAUGUCUGAAGAUUGACUAGAGCCAAUGAACUUGCUUUUUCUUUUUGUUGUAGAUAGUCGUGUUUUCCAUGCAUAGUGCUCCAUACAAGUAAGAGAGUAAAGUAACAGUCAUGACACAGAUAUUGUAGCUUCCUUUGCUGCAAUAUAAAAACAAAAUAGAUGAUAAAUGUAAGGCUGAUUUGAUGAAACUGUCUCUACUGUCGGCUGCAAACUAUUCAAUCAUUCAUUCAUUCACUUCCAUAUGGAUAAUUCUACCAUUUCUACAUCUGGUUACUUGCCUGAAAUUAAUGAUGAGAUCAAGUUAAUGCGGAGUUCAGUGUGUAUGUGUGUUUGUUCAAUUAAAGCUAAA
Messenger RNA from Pleuronectes platessa (European plaice), 2283 nucleotides. RefSeq names its product regulator of G protein signaling 9a (gene rgs9a). The transcript has 17 exons. Lineage: Eukaryota; Metazoa; Chordata; Actinopteri; Pleuronectiformes; Pleuronectidae. Bases 118 to 1560 code for a protein of 480 amino acids. Gene Ontology annotation, biological process: regulation of G protein-coupled receptor signaling pathway; intracellular signal transduction; G protein-coupled receptor signaling pathway. The record is from RefSeq and is a predicted model, not a curated record.